AUGCUCACUCCAACACAACACGGCAGAGACGAGGUUGUCGCGAACCUGCGCCGCUGCAUUACAGUUGCUCAGAGGGCCAAAGCAGAAGGUCGGCAUCCGUUUGGAUGCAUUCUGGUAGGCCCGCACAAGGAGGUGCUUUUGGAGCAAGGCAACAUCGACACCUUUAACCACGCGGAGUCGACGCUGUGCAGAGAGGCGUACCGUAGAUUCGGGCCGGAGUUUCUGUGGAACUGUACUCUCUACACGACUUUCGAGCCGUGCUGUAUGUGCGCAGGAUCCGCGUAUUGGGCCAAUAUCGGACAGAUCGUAUACGGCGUAGCAGAAACCCGGCUGCUGGAAGAAACGGGAGCUGCAAAGGACAACAUGACCAUGUCGCUCAGUUGCCGAGAAGUGAUUAAGGCGGGGCAAAAGCCGAUCCGGGUGGUCGGCCCCGUGGCAGAACUCGAGGCUGAAAUUCUACAGGACCACCAAGGGUUCUGGCGAUCGGACAAUAACUGA
Ogataea polymorpha is the source of this 498-nucleotide messenger RNA. RefSeq lists its product as uncharacterized. Gene Ontology annotation, molecular function: guanosine deaminase activity. Gene Ontology annotation, biological process: purine nucleoside catabolic process. The record is from RefSeq and is a predicted model, not a curated record. The transcript has a single exon. NCBI's taxonomy places the organism in Eukaryota, Fungi, Ascomycota, Pichiomycetes, Pichiales, Pichiaceae. The coding region runs from base 1 to 498 and encodes 165 amino acids.